CACACGCUUGCUUUCCCUCGCUUUUCUGUUUCUCUCUCACUCAUGUCACCUGUUCACAACUCACAUCAUCACAUCAUGUUGUUUUAUGACAGAGGAAAAAAAAAAGCUGAGACACCAUGGCCUUCCGUCGUAGCCUGACCCUGUUCGCUCAGGAGGAGAGUGGUUUCAUGGCCGCCCUCGGCCGUUGGGCCCGUAACGCCUCCGGCUACCGCAAAUACGGUCUCUUUGCUGAUGACCUGAUUCGUGAGGAGAUGCCUGGCGUGCGUGAGGCCAUUUCUCGCCUUCCCCGUGAGGAGCAGGACCUGCGCUACUUCCGCCUCAAGAGGGCGCUUCAGCUCUCUGUUCAACACAAGUACCUCCCCAAGGAGGAGUGGACCACAGACGAGACUGAGCGCUACUACCUGACGCCCAUCAUCAAGCAGGUGGAGCAGGAGCUCAAGGAGAAGGAGGAGUUUGACUUCAAGCUGUAA
Molecule: messenger RNA, 470 nt
Organism: Salpingoeca rosetta
Lineage: Eukaryota; Choanoflagellata; Craspedida; Salpingoecidae
Product: ubiquinol-cytochrome C reductase
Exons: 4
Coding region: 117-470 (117 amino acids)
Biological process (GO): mitochondrial electron transport, ubiquinol to cytochrome c
Source: RefSeq, a predicted model, not a curated record